Monodelphis domestica (gray short-tailed opossum) is the source of this 2885-nucleotide messenger RNA. RefSeq lists its product as uncharacterized. NCBI's taxonomy places the organism in Eukaryota, Metazoa, Chordata, Mammalia, Didelphimorphia, Didelphidae. The record is from RefSeq and is a predicted model, not a curated record. Gene Ontology annotation, biological process: regulation of DNA-templated transcription.
CCCUGCUUGGUAGUUGAGACUUUCUCCUUCCAAAGUCCUGGGGAAGAAGCCCCGAGUGGAACCGUUCGCUCUAAGCGAGCCUUGGAGGUUGGGGCGAUAGCAUGUGCGCAUGCGCCAGCAAGAGUCUCACUGCUCGCUCUGGGUGUGCUAGUUGAAAGUGUGUGUGUGGGGGGGGGGGGAGGGAGGUCUGAGUUGGUGUGUAUGCAAAGGAGGGAUCGUAGCGCCACCCCGUCAGGCCGUGUAGAGCUGCGCUCCGUUGAUCUAUCGGUCCCUGAAUCAAUAGACACUUAUUAGGCACCUGCCGGGUGCCGGGCUCUGGCCUGAGGCGGUUUCGAGAGUAAGAAGCCGCGAGGCAGGGCUGGGGGGGAAUUGGGGCUUGUAAAGGCAGAGAUCCGGCAGGAGGACUCCAUUUCCCAGAACGCCGAGGGUCUGACGUCACGCCAAUCGAGGCCCUCUUGGGAACCUCUUGUGGGCAGUCUCAGGACCUGGAAGGAUCACAGUUGUGCUUCUUGGGCCUUUUUUGUGGAAGCGAUGGGGAGCGAGUGUCGGGGCGCAGGCGCAGGCGCGGACGGAGCUCCCCUCCCUGUCAGCUAAGAAUUUCUGCUCUGGAACUCCUUCCAGACUCUUCAGCUUGGGCUCUAAAGAGGAAGUCUCCCAGCCUCAGGCUGCCACCCCGUAAAGGACCCCAGGGUGGCCCUGCAGAGAGCCCGCAGCCAGAGGAAUGGCCCCCCGGACCCCGAGGCCCCCCUCCCAGGGGUCAAUAACAUUCAAGGAUGUGGCUGUGGACUUCACCCAGGAGGAGUGGUGCCUAUUGGACCAUUCUCAGAAAGAGCUGUACCUGGAGGUCAUGCUGGAGAAUGUGCAGAAUCUACUCUCUGUGGGGUUACGAAUUCCUAGAGAAAAUUUUAUCUCCAGCUUUCAGCAAGGGAAAGCACAAUGGCUACUAGAGCAAGAAGACCCAAGACGCUCCUGUUCAGAGGCAGAGACUAAUUUUGAAGUGAAGGAGUUGUCCACAAGGUUGAGGCUUAUGGAUGGAUCUGGCCGUGAAGGAAAUAUGAAUGAGGCUUCCCAUGACUUCAUUUUGAGAGAUAUUUGUGACUCUACUAUCAAGGUAAAUCAAAAUGCAAUGAGUGACUAUGAAUUUGAGGAAAUUGCAGAGAAAUUCAACCAACAUUCAGCCCUAACACAAUAUAUGAAACGGAACUCAGGAAAUGACUAUUGUCAGGAUAGUGAAUAUAGGAAACACUUUCUUGAAAAAGUAGUUGUUCAGUCACCUGAGACACCUGAAAUGCCCAUAUAUCAAGGUAAUGUAGGAGGAAUGGCCUUGGGCUGUAGUUCAGUCCUCAGUAGACAUCCAAAAAGUAAACGUGUUGAGAUGGUUUGUGUGAGUGAUGAAGGUGGGAGAUCCUUCAGUGAGAAUUCUCAGCUUGCUGCACAUCUGGGAAUCCAUACUGGAGAGAAACCUUAUGAAUGUAAACAAUGUGGAAAGGUUUUUACAAACAGCAAAUAUUUUACGAAGCAUCAGAGCAUACACACAGGAGAGAAAUCUUGUGAAUGUAAACAGUGUGGAAAGGCUUUCACAAAGAUGAGCAAACUUGCUGCACAUCAGAGAAUCCACACUGGAGAGAAACCUUAUCAAUGUAAACAAUGUGGAAAGGCUUUCACAGUGAGGAAUCAUCUUACCAGACAUCAGAGAAUCCACACUGGAGAGAAACCUUAUGAAUGUAAACACUGUGGACAGGCUUUCACAUGGAGGGACUCUCUUACUGCACAUCAGAGCAUCCAUACUGGAGCAAAACCUUAUGAAUGUAAACAGUGUGGAAAGGCUUUCACACAGAGGUACAAUCUUUCUACACAUCAGAGAAUCCACACUGGAGAGAAACCUUAUGAAUGUAAACAUUGUGGAAAAGCUUUCACAUGGAGGGACUCUCUUGCUGCUCAUCAGAGCGUCCAUACUGGAGUGAAACCUUUUGUAUGUAAACAGUGUGGAAAGGCUUUCACACAGAGGUGCAAUCUUUCUACACAUCAGAGAAUCCACACUGGAGAGAAACCUUAUGAAUGUAAACACUGUGGAAAGACUUUUACAUGGAGUGCUUCUCUUGCUAAGCAUCAGAGCAUCCACACUGGAGAGAAACCUUUUGAAUGUAAACAAUGUGGAAAGGCAUUCACACAGAGGGACCAUUUAACCCGACAUCAGAGAAUCCAUACUGAAGAGAAACCUUAUGAAUGUAAACAGUUUGGAAAUGCUUUCACACAGAAGGACACUCUUGCUGCACAUCAGUGGAUCCACACUGGAGAGAAACUUUAUUUUAUUGGAUAUGUAGUAGAUUCUUUGCUAAUUGGGUAAGCAAUGAUGAAAUUUUUUGAUUGGGAAUAAGUGGAUAAGAGAGAGGAGUUGAGUGAAAGGUAUUUCUUUAACUCAGAGUAGAAUCUGUCCUGAUCUAGGAAGUUUUUCCAAGGAGCUUGUUCUAAGAGUUGGAGAAGAUCUGGUGAAAACUCUUGAAAAAUAUACUAGCAGACAAGAGAAUAGUGAUACUCCAGUACCUCUAUUUCACCAGUGGUGGCAGGAGAGAGCAAAGGAUGAAUUUCAUCUGAGCAGCAGGAAAGAAAUCUGUCUUAUUCCUUUCUGUUUGUUUAAUUAAUAUUUCAGUUUAAGAUAUAGUCAAUUAGUUUUGGGGAAUAGAUUAGUAAGAGUAGUUUUAAGUUAGGCUUGUGAAUUCAAGCAAGAAGAAAGUCUCAUGAGAGACAUUUGUGGGUUGUUAGCUAGUAUUGAUUAGAUUUAGGGAAAUAUAUUUCCUCAACUUUCCAGUUACAGUAUCUCCAAUUUCCUUUUCCUACCACUGUUUCUAUAUAAGUAAAUACAAAUAAAUAAUUUUUUUAUGCAA